Gasterosteus aculeatus aculeatus (three-spined stickleback) is the source of this 1825-nucleotide messenger RNA. RefSeq names its product biphenyl hydrolase like (gene bphl). Lineage: Eukaryota; Metazoa; Chordata; Actinopteri; Perciformes; Gasterosteidae. Gene Ontology annotation, molecular function: serine hydrolase activity. The record is from RefSeq and is a predicted model, not a curated record.
ACUUCCGGUUUGGCAAAAAUGACGUCAGUCAGACACAAGUUUAGUUGAAUCUUUAACCGCCCGCAACGGAAGACCGAGGAAUGGCGUUGUUUGUACUCCGAGGACGUUUCUUUAGCUGCAGAAGCGACGUGAGGAGAGUCACGACCGCCGCGCAGCGGAACCGCUCUUCGGUGGCCUCAGGCAAGCAGCGUGUUAAUGGAGUGGAUCUGUACUACGAGCAGACCGGCACAGGGAAACACGCUGUGCUGUUGCUUCCUGGUGCCCUUGGCUGCACUAAAACUGACUUUGGACCUCAGCUCAAGUCUCUUAACAAGGAGCGCCAUACGGUGGUGGGAUGGGAUCCCCGUGGUUACGGGCGAUCGCGCCCCCCGGAUAGAGACUUCCCCUCGGACUUCUUUGAGAGGGACGCCAAGGACGCGGUGGAUCUGAUGAAGGCGCUGGGAUUUGGCAAGUUCUCUCUGCUGGGGUGGAGCGACGGAGGAAUCACCGCUAUGAUCGCGGCGGCGAAGAACCCCGACGUCAUCAGCAAGAUGGUUGUAUGGGGAGCCAAUGCCUUUGUUUCCCAGCAGGACCUGGAGCUCUACAAUGCGGUCCGGGACGUCUCCAAGUGGAGCGCGAAGAUGAGGAAGCCCAUGGAGGAGGUGUACGGAGCAGAAGCCUUCGCUAAAACCUGGGAGGCCUGGGGGGACGGGAUCGCCCAGUUUGCAAAAAGACCUGAAGGGAGUAUCUGCCUGGAGCUGCUGCCGCUAAUCCGCUGUCCAACCCUCGUCAUUCAUGGAGAGAAAGACCCCAUGGUGCCCAGCUUCCACCCACAGCACCUCCUCAAACACAUACAGGGAUCACGAUUACACCUGAUGCCAGAGGGUAGACACAAUAUCCACCUGAGGUACGCUGAUGAAUUCAACCAACUGGUGGAAAACUUUCUGGAACACACUUCAGAAAAUCCAAAAUAAUGCCUGAUUCUUUUGUGCACAAGGAUCAGAGAGAAUACAAUUAAUUGCGUUCAGACGCUUAGUUUAAAAAUGUCUAAACUUUACUCAAUUGUUAUAUACCCCUUUAAGAGAGAGAGAAGUUAUUUGUCAAGUAAAUUACUUGCUGCUCUCAUCAUGCAUCUUGAUAUUUGUUGUAAUUGUGGCUAAUAAAACCUUGAAAAACAAAGAUUAAUUCAAGGCUUAACUAUACAGCUGAAGUUAAGAUGUUGUGAAUUUUGUUAAUUAAUGAAGUCAGUUACAUUACAAGACUUAAUUUGAACAAUGUCUCUCUGGAAAUGAAUUAAUUGGCUUAAAUAGACUUGGUUAUGUUCCAUUCAUUAAAUAGUUAUCUCAGUUAAUUUGAUUUACGUUAAUUGCUUUGCAGAUUCAGAAUAUCAUCAGAAAAUUAGUAAUUAGUAAGUAAUUAGUAAAUCUAUAAUUAUAUAAUUAUAGAUUAAGGUACCCAACAGUAUAUUUGCUCUACAUUUUUUGGCUGCAACUGAAAUUUAAGUAAAUAUAAUCCAAUUAUAAAUAUUAAUGUAAAACAGGCCUUUGCGCCUAUUUAGAUGUUUGGUCAAGUUUGAGGCUGAUACCUGAUACCUACUUGUACUUUUAUUUAACAUUUUGAACAUAUGAAUUUUACUUGAAAGUGUUUCUGCAAUAUGUACCCGACACUCCGCCACAUGCCGGGUUCACCUCCAGACCAAUCUUUGUCUGCUUACUUCUAAAACUGGACUGUGUCUCUGUUGCAUCUUACUGUCAGUGGAGUAAUUGUUUUAAAUGUCCUGCCCCAAUUUGAGGUACGGUAACUCUUAAUUGUAUUUUAUUUGAAAUCUAAUAGUAAUUUAUUUGCA